This is a messenger RNA of Effrenium voratum, 1240 nucleotides long. The record is from the annotation of a GenBank genome assembly. NCBI's taxonomy places the organism in Eukaryota, Dinophyceae, Suessiales, Symbiodiniaceae.
AUUUUGGCUUAGUUUGAGGACGUUGAUUGGCUUAGUGACGUGACUUCGGCCAAAAUGGUAGGCACUCUCGCAGGCCGCCGAAAUGGCGCUUUGCUUCCGAGCGCUGCUCUUUUGGGCGCCGCAUGUGUGGCGUGCUUGCAAGCAGGGAGUGCAUUUGUGGGUCAGCGACCACUACCCAGGGUGUCCAAUCCACCUACGGUCCGCUACGCCGACAACUUCUUUGAGCGAUUUGCCCGAGUGGCCAAGGCAAAUGUCAACAAGGUAUUGCAGGGCAUCGAGGACCCUGAGAAAGUGUUGGACCAAGCCUUGGAUGAGAUGCAGGGUGACCUCAUCAAAGUCAGGCAGUCCUACGCAGAAGUGCUCGCAACGCAGAGGAGACUGCAGAACCAGAAGGAGCAGGCUGACAAGAUGGCAGAUGACUGGUACCGCCGGGCCGAGAUGGCAGUUGAGAAAGGCGAUGAUGAGCUGGCGAAAGAAGCUUUGACUCGGCGGCAAACAGCAGUGAGCAAGGUCAACGACCUCGCGGCACAGAUCGACACGAUGACCGUGAGCGUGGAAAAGCUCUUUGAGUCGGUCAAGGCCCUUGAGGCCAAGAUCUCUUCGGCCAAGGAGGAGAAGGAGCAGCUUAUUGCCAGAGCAAGGACUGCCAAGACAACAUCACAGGUGAACGAGAUGCUGUCUGAUAUCACCAGCGUCGGCUCCACAGGAGCAUUUGAGCGCAUGAAGGAGAAGGUUGAAAUGCUGGAAACCCGCGCAGAGGUUUCGCAGGGACUGCUGCCGGAAGCGCAGUCUUCAGGAAGCCUAGAGGACCGAUUCAAGCAGCUGGAAUCUGGAAGUGCGGUGGACGAUGAACUGACAAAGCUCAAGGGCAAGAAGGCCCUGCCGGAACCUUCGGAAGGCAAGAGCUCUGGCGCGGGCUCGGGCUCGGCCAUCGAUAGCGAGCUGGAGGCCAUGCGCAAGAAGCUGAAGGAGACUGCGGACUGAGCUGAGCACAUUCAAACUUUUUUACACAGUCGACAGGCUGACGCACGGUUUCCAAAACCACAUGUCGCCUGAAGACAGUGGCCGGACCUUACAGCAGCUCGCGCUCUAGCUGCAAAGCUCGGACCACGUCCUUUGCUUGUUUCACGCUUUGAAGUGCCGCAGUGCUCGACAAGUGGCAUUUUUCCUUAUUCUUGGCCACAGCUGUUAUGCUGCCAGAGUUUUGCGUCUUUGAAUAGUUCUGAUAUUUGAUGCUUGG